AUGAGCUCUGUCUCCCUAUCUCUCUCCCUCUCUCCCUCUCUCCUUCUCUUUCUCUCCUUCUCUCUCUUCUCUCUCUCUCUUCUCUCUCUUCUCUCUCUCUCUCUCUCUCUCUCUCCCUCUCUCUCUCUUCCUCCCUCUCUCUCCCUCUGCUGGUACAAAGUGCACAAUAAGUGCUAUGGGCCUCAUCAAGGUACCGGAGGAUGUGAGGGGGGAGUGAGGACCGAUCAAAUUGUAGCUGGGCAGCCUGCAAUGGAAAACAUGACCAAAGAUGAAGCAAAGGGCCAGCUUGAUAUUGCCAUAACAAGCAAGUUCACGGAGCAAAUGGCAGCGAUCAACACAAAUUCAAGCUUCAAGACCAAAUCUCUCUCUCUCUCUCUCUUGCUCAAGAAGAUCGCGGAUGAGGAGGCGGAGAACCUGCAAACAAACGGCAGUUGA
Molecule: messenger RNA, 435 nt
Organism: Monosiga brevicollis MX1
Lineage: Eukaryota; Choanoflagellata; Craspedida; Salpingoecidae
Exons: 3
Coding region: 1-435 (144 amino acids)
Source: RefSeq, a predicted model, not a curated record